UGGAGAUUUCCGCUUGUGGUUUAAGCCAUUAGGGAGUUCGCUAGAAAUGGAUGGAUAGCAGUAACUAUACUGGAACUUAACAGAAUAAGUAUAUUCGGAUGUUAGAAUCCUACUUGAACACAUCGGGCUGUUAAUUCCACUUCAAGUACAUGAUCUGAUGACGUCACGUCGUCCCGUUGUACCCAGUCGAUUUGUUGGUGACCUGCCAGUGUUGACGACCAUGGAGAAACGGUAUAUUAAGGUCUCUAUAUUCUUACUACCGUUCGUCCUGUACACUGCGGUGAUGCUGAAGAUGCUAGACAAAGCCUGCCAAACGGAGAUAUUCACAAAACACGCCACUCCUCCUGAUGCAUUCCCUCGGGUGUUGGAACAAAGUCAUAACUCUACAACGCUACUACACUCGGUAUUAAGGAAGUAUGAAGCCAUAGACAGACAGAGAACGAAGCUAUCUGAAAUGCUAAACAAACUCUUAUCUGGUGAAUCUCCAGAAGCUCUCGCCUCCAACGAUCUCGCAGUGCGAUACUUCAACGCCAGAAAUUUGCGAGAUUUGAAAGGGUUUGAUAAAAUCGGUAGUAAAAUUAAAAAACAGACUAUAGCAAAAGCGAAAUAUGUUUUCAACUGCACAAACGUUCAUGAAAUUAAAUUAAUAAAGAAAGUUGGACAUGGCGUUUCAAAACAAGCCUUUCUAGGAAAGUUCAAAGGUCAACCGGUGGCAGUAAAAAUGGUGACACGUCAUCAGAAAGAGGUGAGACAGUGCUUAGAGGGUAUUCGGGAAAAAGGAAUGGAAUCGGAUAAUUUUCAGAGGUCAAGGUGUUUCGUUUUUCCAACGAUGAAACUUAUGAAAGAAAUAUUACUUCUAGAACAACUUGACCAUCCGGGUUUUGUGCAGUUGCUAGGUUACUGUGUCCGUAGUGAGGAAAGUGACAGUACGGACAUGUCCGAACAUGGGGUUGUGGCUAUAUACGAGUACGGUGAGAGAUUCGUACUAGACAACCUUCAAUUUUUACCAAUGAAAGCUAAACUUCUUCGAGCUGUUAAUUUAGCUAAAUUUUUACAAUAUUUAGAAUUUUCUCCGUUGGGAUCGCUUCGCAUCAAGGAUUUUAAAGAAGGCCAUUUUCUGUUAGUAAAUUCUUCUUUAAAGAUGAUUGACCUGGAUGAUGUAGAUAAUAUUGAGCCAUCCUGUGAUAUUUAUUCUGAUAUUGAUCAUAUCACUGAAAACAAUAAUAUUCAUUAUCGCACGUGCGAAUACGAUAUCCAAUGUCAAAUGGGGUUAUGUAUUGGUUAUAAUGCUAAGCAAAAUUUAAAAUCUAUGAAUAGACUAUUCUUUAAAAGACUCCUGUAUCCAUUAUCUUACCCUUCAGACAUUGUGGAAUCGUUAACACAAGUCAACACACGACUGGAAACUCUAAGCAUCACAGCGCCAGAACUCGUGGAGGUUCUAGAGAGUUCUCUCUCACACCUAUAG
Mizuhopecten yessoensis (Yesso scallop) is the source of this 1465-nucleotide messenger RNA. Its product is annotated as extracellular tyrosine-protein kinase PKDCC-like. Gene Ontology annotation, biological process: protein phosphorylation. The coding region runs from base 158 to 1465 and encodes 435 amino acids. Lineage: Eukaryota; Metazoa; Mollusca; Bivalvia; Pectinida; Pectinidae. The record is from RefSeq and is a predicted model, not a curated record. Gene Ontology annotation, molecular function: ATP binding; non-membrane spanning protein tyrosine kinase activity. The transcript has 3 exons.